CUUACAUUCUUCUUUGAAGUGGUUAUGGGCCCUUCUCAUUCCUGCCCCAAGCUGAUUGGCUUCAUCAUAUGUAUCCGGAGGCAAUGCAUGAGCUGUGCGUACACGGUUGUAUUUCUCUUCUUCCUCCGGAGUGAGGUUCAUCUUACUGCUCGACAUGGCUCCGCUUGGCUGGGCCGUCUUGAAUUGGCCCUUUCACAGCGAAAACGAGACUUCCCCUUGAGCAGCCAAGAAGGAUCACCAGCAGAGACGUGUUAUGUGUAGUGCAAAGAUUCCAUUUUAUAGUAGUCGUGGUACGUGCACUAUGCAGGUCUCGGUGCUUACUUAGGCGCAUCAGGAUGCUUAGGGUCCGAUCAUAACCUGACCAACUCCGAGCAGAGCUCUGUCUCGUCAAAGCCGGACAUAAGCACUGCAGUAUAAAUGAUUUCAAACUGUGAGCCAAAUUAGAGAUGCUGUGCUGGGAAUGGCGGUAAUGGCAUUCAAACAUUCACGACGGACCCGAUGUAUCUUGAGGUUGUGUUGGACAUUGCAGACUGUUGAUUGCGUUGUGGGUAUGUAUUGCGAGAACAGAUGUGCCGGAGAAGUUGUCAGAGAAAGGACAUCAGAGAUGGAAGGAUCAGAGCGCGAGUAAUGACACUCGAAUUGGCAGGCCAUUUCGACAGCUGCCAGGCGCUGGGCUUGUCUCCUCCUCCAUGUUUAAAACUCUCCCCUCCACUCGUCCUUAGCACAUUCUUCCCGCAGUUCCAGACAUGGCCGCUGCUGCUAAACCAAAGCCGGUUUCGCGUCGUCGGCCGCCUUCAGGACUGCCUCUGAGCCAUUUUAUUCGCUCGACACCUCCGUCGAUGGAAGCGGCUCAAAGAAACGUAAAGUUGAGCGCGCAUGUGAUUUCUGCCGUCGUAGAAAGACAAAAUGUGAUGGGCCGAAGAUGGAGGGCUACAAAUGCACCAACUGCAUACAGAAUGGCAGGGAAUGCACUUAUGUCGAGGUCUCGAAGCCUCGUGGCCCACCAAAAGCGUUCGUGCUAUAUUCAAAGUCUUGAAGACCGCAUUGAGAAGAUGGAGGCCGUAUUGAGAAGGCUACGUCCGGAGGCUGAUUUCACUCCUGAAAUCGGUCCUCCCAUUCCACGAGACUCGUGGAAGAGCGAGUCGCCUGCGAUGCAAUCCUCUUUGUCUCGUCAGACAACUUCCUCCUCGCAGUCACAGGGUAGUUCGUUAGUCCCGCCUCAACCUUCUCUUGCUGUCUCCGGCGGGUCGGGAGUCAGUCAUGCUGCCCCCUACCCCGGUUCGGGGCCCAUCAUGAUUGCCUUAACGCACGCAACUAGCAGAGACAAUGUCCGUGGCUCGGGUGCUUCUUCGGAGGAUGAUGAGCCAUCUUCUGCGUCUUCCUCUGAUAGCGAAGAUUACGGCGAGCUUAGCCUCGUUCGGGGGAUGCAGAGUCUCAGCUUGAAGCCUCUCGAGUCGCACGACAAUCGGACUGUACCGGAUAGCCAGUGGAGAUUUCACGGCAAGAGUAGUUCUUUUAAACUCAUCAACACGGCCCGAAAGCUUCAAAAUGAGGCUUCGAAAGUGGCUGGAGAGUCGACCCAUGAUGAUAAUCCCCAUCAAAUAGGUGCUCACCGUAGACCAUAUUUCUGGAACUCGCCCCAAUAUGAGGCUACUCUCUCCUUGUCUGAUUCUGCGACGAGAGACCUUCUCAGAAGGAGAUUUCCGCCUCCGGAACUUGCGCGAAGUCUCAGCGAUUAUUAUUUCAAUAUGAUGAACGCGCAUUUCCCACUUCUCCAUCGGCCGACUUUCGACAAACAAUUGGAAAACGGUCUGCAUGAACGCGACAUAUGGUUUGGCUGCCUGUGCAUGUCUGUUUUUGGAGUCGGAGCCCGAUGGAGCAAGGAUCUGGGCGUUCUAUGGGAUGACGACAAGGGACUGAGCGAAGCGCCUGAUCCGACAUCACCACUUUGGGGUUCUGCAGGGUGGAAGUAUAUACACGUUGCACUUGAGAUUCACCGUACUCAUUCUGAAGUGAUCUUGCCGGCUUGUCUAUUCGAAAUUCAAUCUUAUCAUCUUCUUGGAUUAUUUCUUCGCAGUUCAUCAUUCUACAGUGAUGCUUGGAAGAUUGUCAGCCUUGGCCUCCGGAAGGCACAGGAUGUUGGCGCACAUCGAAAGAAAGUCUAUGGUCGAACGAGAACCAUUGAGGAUGAACUGUGGAAGCGGGCGUAUUGGAAUUUGGUUACUUUUGAUCACAUUGGAAGUAUGAUCAAUGGUCGAUCGUGCGCAUCAAGAGACGAAGAUUCCGAUCUAGAGAUGCCGCUGCAAGUUGACGAUGAAUACUGGGAAAACGAGGACCCUGCUUUGGCAUUUCGGCAGCCCCCCGAUAAGCCUUGUAUUACCGCCUUCUUCAACUGUUGGAUAAAGUUGACUCAGAUCGCCGCUUUCGCCUUGCGUACACUUUAUGCACUUGGGAAAUCCAAAGCACCUCUUGGUCUUGUGGGAAACCGAUGGCGAGAGGAUACGCUCACCAGGUUGAACGAGGCGCUGACUACAUGGGUGGAUGAACUUCCAAACCAUUUGAGAUGGUCUCCGAACAUGGAUCACCCUCUCUUCGCAAGCCAAGCUACUACACUAGUCACAACAUACUACAUGGUCACAAUUGUAGUUCACCGUCCAUUCAUUCCCAUGCCUUUGGCGACUCAUGAUCUAGCGGCAUUCCAGUCGCAGCAGAGACAUAACCUCGUCGACCGACCUGAUUUUCCAUGGACUUGCCUCUCAAUAUGCACCAAUGCCGCAAAAGCAACAGCCGCUAUAUGGGAGACCAAUACUAAACUCCGUCGGAUGAUUAACAUGACUAGUCUGGCCAACUCAUGUUACAUUUCCGCCGGUGUCCUCCUCGUUCACAUCUGGCUAGUUAGAGCUAUACAAAAGGCGGAGGGUCCUCGUAUGUCCGAUGAACGAAGGCAGGUAUUCACCAGCCGGAUGAACGAUUUGAUGGAUAACCUCUCCAAGCUCAUGGCGCGACUUGAGGAGAUCUCGUCGAGCUUCGAGAUUGCUCGUCAAUGGCUGAAGGAAAUUAAGGACUCACUGCCUCCGGAAGAUGCUUCUCCACAUGAUGCUUCCUUCUCGCACCAAGCAGAUCUUCAUACGUCAGAUGGUCAGGAUAGGACUUCUCACAUGGAUACUCAAUACGACUUCGCAAGGCCGGAUACCUUCGACGAUUCGAUUUUCUCACUGAACAUUCCACCAUCUUCCAUGUCCGCCCCCUACGCAAAUCCCGAAGAGGAGGUCGCGUAUGCGGUUUCUGAUACUAAUUCACUGGUGGCUUCUGCUCCGAUACCGUCUGAUACCAGUUCUUCUCUCGCGAACGCACUCUAUCCAUUCAAUCCUGCGCAGUCAUGGGAAUCGUCGAGGCCUGCUUCUAGUCAAGCUCAACGAUUCUCUCAAUCUUAUCAGCCGACUUCUCGCGCCAUCAUACGCCGAGCUUCGUUGGCCCCUACUGGUGCAAUACAUCCCGAGGGUAUCUCACCAUUACGCCAUUACCGAUCGUCUUCAGACCUUGGGUCUUUCUCGGAGAGUCGUCGUCCGUAUACUGCCGAUUCGACGCUCGUAAUGGAUCAGCAAAGUUCGACACCUCACUUUGGUAACAUGCCGCAACCUCCCUAUAUACUAUACCAACAAAUUCGACAGUCAGAGGAGGCCCUCGCGCCUUCCGCAUUUCCAUUGAAACGCGAGCGUAGCGACUCUGGACAUCUCAGGGAGAUAUUUAGUCAGACGCCAAUGGUCAGUCCUGCAAUGGCUCGCACACGACUUCCAACAUCUCCGAUGCUUCACACGUCCCGAAGCCAGGGGAACCUUCAGCAAGCAUGGGGUGGUGGAAGCCUUUCACAAAACAUGAGAGUCUAUCGAGGAGAGCGAUCUUGGCGGGAAUACGCGUCCCACGUAGACAAGCCCCGUCGAAACUCCUCCUUUAGUCCUCACACUGUCGCCCGUGUGGGUCCAAGUGGCCUCAGUGGCGUUGUCACGUCCCCUGAAGAACUGCUGACUGUGGGAUACGGGACCCUGUACACCGCCGUUGAGAAUAAGGAGGCGCAAAACCUUGGUUACCGAGGUGCACCGUCUUACUAACAGACUUCUUGUACACGAAAUGUCAUGCACGUCCAUCCUUGACCGGAACCGGCCACAUUAAGCCCUGGAUUCAAAUUUGGUCCAACUUUCAUUCCCAAUCGUGUUAGGAAAGUUGUUUAUUCUACGUUUUGUUCUGUCCUGAUCACAUAUGUUCAUCUACACCCUGGUGGCAGUCUCUUUUCUUCUAUGUCGUCACAUAACACGGUUGCCUCAUUGUAUGCUUUCUUACAAGAACUGUCUGGAAUCUCGCUGUGUUAUACUUGUAUCAAUAUAUAUAUCUCCAUCUCAAAACUGACGUACAGUAUAUCCCUAUUAAUAGUCUCGUCUUGCAAAUAGCUAUCAUCACCGCUACCAUACAUAGAGAAUCAAUCGCAGGUGCUAUAAGU
Somion occarium is the source of this 4495-nucleotide messenger RNA. The record is from the annotation of a GenBank genome assembly. NCBI's taxonomy places the organism in Eukaryota, Fungi, Basidiomycota, Agaricomycetes, Polyporales, Cerrenaceae.